AUGGGAGGGAAGUCUUCCUUCUCCUUCUUCUGCCCCAUGUUCAGCUUCCUGUCGAGGUCGAGCUCGAGGAGGUACGACGACGGCUACAUGAGCGACUGGGAGAGCGCUCGGCCACAGAGGUACGGGAGCAAGGUGCGGUCCAGCGACGAGGACUACGGCUGGUGGGUCGGCGAGCGCGACGUCGACCGCAAGGCCGCCGACUACAUCAACGACUUCCACCAGAAAAAGGUCUCCGUCUAAAACCACGAAGAACCUACCUACGUACCACUACAAUAUGUAUGCAUACUAGGAGCCGAGUAUGUAUCAACAGCCAUGU
This is a messenger RNA of Lolium rigidum, 316 nucleotides long. RefSeq lists its product as uncharacterized. The coding region runs from base 1 to 240 and encodes 79 amino acids. The transcript has a single exon. The record is from RefSeq and is a predicted model, not a curated record. NCBI's taxonomy places the organism in Eukaryota, Viridiplantae, Streptophyta, Magnoliopsida, Poales, Poaceae.